AUGAGCAUCGAAAAAUUUGAAAAACUUAUUUCUAAAAAUAUUUAUAAUAAAGAUGUAUGGGAAGAACUUUUAGUUGAAGUGAAGUCAAAAGAUGAAGAUAAAGUUAGAUAUAUAUACGAAAAAUUUUUACAACAUUUUCCAACAUCACCCAAACAAUGGAUACAAUAUGCAGAAUAUGAACUCAAGAACAAGAAUUUUGAUAAAGUGGAAUCAAUAUUUACACGUUGCAUUCGUACUGUUUUAUCUGUUGAUUUAUGUAAAUUUUACUUGAAUUAUAUUUUAGAAAAAAAUACAACAGAUUCAGGGGCGAUUUCACCUGAAGCCAGAGACAUAAUUAUAAAAGCUUAUGAAUUUGUUAUACAUCUGAUUGGUUUGGAUAAGGAUUCUGGCACAAUAUGGAAUGAUUAUAUUCAAUUUAUUAAAACCGGUGAAACUCAUAAUACUUGGGCAGAACAACAGAAAAUGGAUACAUUGAGAAAAAUUUAUCAAAAAGCUAUAUGCAUACCAUUAAAUAAUGUUGAGCAAAUUUGGAAAGAAUAUGAUCAAUUUGAAAAUUCUUUAAAUAAAUUAACUGUGUGUUAG
This is a messenger RNA of Entrophospora sp. SA101, 582 nucleotides long. The record is from the annotation of a GenBank genome assembly. NCBI's taxonomy places the organism in Eukaryota, Fungi, Glomeromycota, Glomeromycetes, Entrophosporales, Entrophosporaceae.